UUUCGCAGGGUAAAUAAAUUGUGUAAAUCACAUGUUCGUCGGCCGAAAUCCCCUUCCAAAUUGCCCCAUCCAAAUGAAACACUCAGCUGGAGUCGGAGCGGCGCGAAAUGUGGCACGCGAAGGUGCAGCCAAUGGCCAGGACGGGAUGGCGGCCGUUUGCCGCCAAUGCCUCUAAGACCAAAUGCGAAAAGAUCUCCCACGAAACGGUGUCGGUCAGCAGGAGUCUGAGAAAGAUUACGCCGAAUGCGUACUCCAGAUUACGGAAGAUUAUCAACAAGGUGGAGCAGAUGCAGACGAUGGGCCACACGCUCCGGCUGAACGACAAGGAGCGCCAGGCCAACAAGGUGAUAAUGGCCAUCAAAACAGAGGAGAUCAACCAGGGAAAACUCGAUCCCACCAAGUUCACACCAGGACAGCAUAUUUUUGAGACCCUGACCGCCAUCCGUAAGUCGCCGAUCUUCCAAAUCAUCAAAAAGAUGCCCAAGGGCGGAGUGUUGCACGCCCAUGACACGGCACUUUGUAGCACCGAGUUCCUGAUCAGCCUCACCUACCGGGAGAACCUCUGGAUUUGCACGGCGGAGAUGGACAAGGCCAUCGCCUUCCGGUUCUCGGUAGAGAAGCCUACUAUGAAGCCCAUGGAUCAGUGCCAGUGGGAGCCCAUGUGCGAGUUCCGGGAGCGAAUGGGCGACAAGGAGGUGAAGAGGUACCUCAAGCGCCGCUUCAGCAUGUAUCCCUUCUCCAAGUUCAUGUCCAAUAAUCAGGCGUGGGCUCACUUUAUGGGUAUCUUUAUACUCCUCGACGGGUUACUGUGUCAUGCCCCCAUCUGGGGUGACUAUUAUUACAACGCCCUCAAAGAGUUUUCCGAAGAUGGUGUCCAAUAUCUGGAGCUUAGGUCGUUGCUCCCGCCUCUAUAUUGCAUGGGCGAGAAAAUGCUCACGAUUAGGGACACGGUGGCCAUUUAUAAGUCGGAACUGGAGCGAUUUAUGGGCGACCAUCCAGACUUUAUUGGCUCCAAGUUGAUCUAUGCCCCGUUGAGAGGCGUGGAGCCCAAAGUGGUGGAGGAAUACGUUAAAACUGCUACGGAACUAAAUAAAGAAUUCCCAGACUUUAUGGUCGGCUUUGAUCUGGUGGGUCAGGAGGAGCUGGGAAGACCACUGAUAGACUUUGUGGACUCUUUGUUGAAGAUGCCGGAGCAGAUCAAGUUCUUCUUCCAUGCCGGGGAAACAAACUGGUUUGGAUCAGCCAUCGACGAAAACCUCACGGAUGCCAUUAUGCUGGGCACCAAGAGGAUAGGCCACGGAUAUGCCAUAACGAAGCACCCGCUCUCCAUGCGGAUGGCCCGUUUCCUGGACAUUGCCAUUGAGGUGUGCCCCGUAUCCAAUCAGGUCCUGCAACUGGGUGUGGACUACAGGAACCAUCCGGCAGCUCUGCUCCUGGCCUCCAAUGUGCCUAUUGUGAUAUCAUCGGACGAUCCGUCGUUCUGGCGGUGUGCUCCGCUGUCCCACGACUUCUACUUCGCCUUCCUGGGCAUUGCGCCAGUGGGAGCAGAUUUGAGGUUCCUCAAGUGCCUGGCCAUGAACUCGCUGCGGUACAGUGCCCUGGAGGGCGAGGAAGAGACGGUUGCCUUUGCCAAGUGGCAGAAGUCGUGGGAUAAGUGGAUCGACGAUCUGAUCUCUUAAAAGAGUUUUUUUUUUAAAUUAAAAGUCGUGUGGUUGUGUUUUUUAUGGUA
This is a messenger RNA of Drosophila bipectinata, 1729 nucleotides long. RefSeq names its product Adenosine deaminase-related growth factor B (gene Adgf-B). Gene Ontology annotation, molecular function: adenosine deaminase activity. Gene Ontology annotation, biological process: adenosine catabolic process; inosine biosynthetic process. The record is from RefSeq and is a predicted model, not a curated record. NCBI's taxonomy places the organism in Eukaryota, Metazoa, Arthropoda, Insecta, Diptera, Drosophilidae.